AUGGAGUCGGUCAGCUCCCAGGCUGGUUACAUGGAGUCGGCGGUCUACAACCCGGCAGACCCGGCCGUCAUCGUGGUGGUGGGCCAGCACCUGCUCAAGAUGCUCCGCCUCACUGAAGGGUCUCUGCGCCAGUUCGGCCAUCAACGCGUCGAAAACACCAAUUAUCUGUGCGCCGCGUGGGCGGGCCAGAACCGGCUACUGGUGGGCACGGACCAGGGCCGCGUGGUGUUGUACGACGCGGCCGAGCUGAAGGCCGAGUUCCGGCUGUCGGAGGCGGCCAGCCGCGAGCCGACGGCCGAGCCAGAGCGCCGCUCGACCAGCGCCGCCCGCUCCAGCUCCGUCAUCUCCAGCGGCGGCGAGCCUGUCACCAGCAUUGUCACCUUCUCAAAGGGGUUCGUGGCCGUGUGCGGCGUGGGCGUGGCACACGUGUUCGACCGGGCCGAGGACCAGACGACGGAGUUCUACCGGCUGCUGCGCACCGUGCACAUACCACAGGACCCGGGCCGCCUGGCGGCCUCGGCCGACCUGCAGGAGGGUAUCACCGGCCUGGCCGUCAGCCCCUCCGAGGAGACACUUGUCGCCGCCUCCACGCGCAGCCAGCUCUACGUCAUCGCCAUGAGCAGCGUCUUCCUCACCAGCAAGGGCGCCGACUGCCUGUUCGAGCACCUGUCGACGCCGUUCCACUACGGCAGCAUCCUGGACAUGGACCUGUCGUUCCGGCGGCCGUUCGCCGUCACGUGCGGCUCCGACCGCACCGUGGCCGUCUGGAACCACAAGACCAUGACGCUGGACGUGUACAAACAGUUCCAGGACGAUCUGCACAGCGUGGCCAUACACCCGCUCGGCUACAGCUUGCUCGCCGGCUUCUCGGACAAGCUGCGCUACAUGAUGAUUCUGAUGAAGACUUGCGACCCAUCAAGGAGUUUUGCCAUCCGCUCGUGCAGCAGUGCGCCUUCAAUCCGUGCCCUCCGCUGGGCGCCGUCGGACAACCGCCUCGUGUCGUGCGGCAUGGAGGGUGCCAUCUAUGAGUGGGACCUGCAGCUGGGGCGGCGCUGCGGCGAGAACGUGCUGCGCGGCUGCAACUACUUCAGCACGGCCGUCUCGCCCGACGCCAAGACCAUCUACGCUGUCGGCUCCGACAAACUCAUCAAGGAGGUGUCCGACUCCCAGGUGAUCCGCGAAGUCAGCUGCCAGGAUGUGGUGCCCACCUGGGUGGCGCUGUCUCGCUCCGGCCGCAUGCUCUUCCUGGGCCUGCAGAGCGGCGUGCUGCGUUCCGUCAAGUUCCCGCUCUCCAUCCCCGGCGAGUGGGAGGAGCACUUCGCCCACAACGACGCCAUCACCAAGAUGGCGGUGCUCGCGGACGAUCAUCCAGGACCCGAGGGCCGUCUCUCAAAGCGGGGAGGGAGCAGCCCCAUUCCUUACGCCAGGGAGAUUCUCGUCUCAAAAGUAGAGCUAGAUGAGAAGACGCGACUCAUCAACGAGCUGAACACGCGCGUCUCGGAGCUGCGACUGGAGAACGAGUACCAGCUGCGGCUCAAGGACAUGACGUACGGCGACAAGAUCCGGCAGCUGACCGAGCGCGCCGACCAGGAUAUCCAGACGCUCAACGACACCAUCGAGAGCCUGAAAGAGGAGAACGAGGCCGACCGUGACGCGCACAAGCAGCAGCUGGAGGACAUCCGAGCACAGCACCAGGAGGAGGUGCAGCUGCUCGAGUCCAACAGCAACGCCAAGCUUAUCGUUGAGUAUGAGAAGUACCAAGCGCUGGAGAACAAGAUGGCCAUGAUGAAGGAAGACUAUGAAAAACAGCUGGUGGAUUGGCCGCCGCCGACCCAGGCGGUGCUGUCCGCCCAGGCCGAGGAGCACGAGGAGCGGAUCGGGAGAAGGUCGCCCUGCUGGAGGAGGCUCACGGGUAGUGAUGAAGAGAAGCGCUUCGUCAGCUUGACAAAGGAGCUGGAGGAGCAGCGACAGGAGAUCCAGCGUCUUCAGGGCGAGCACAGCAAGCUCCAGUCCAUCAUCAAGAACCUCGAGCGCGACAUCAUCGGCCUGAAGAAGGAGGUGCAGGAGCGGGACGAGACCAUCAAUGAAAAGGAAAAGCGCAUUUACGAUCUGAAGAAAAAGAACCAGGAGCUAGAGAAGUUCAAAUUUGUGCUUGAUUACAAGAUCAAAGAACUUAAGAAGCAGAUUGAACCACGGGAAAUCGAAAUAAAAGACAUGAAGGAAACUAUCAACGCUAUGGAGAACGAGCUGGAGAACUACCACAAAAAGAACACGGAGCAGGAGCUGCAGCUGCAGGAGUUCCGUCAGAAGCUGCAUGCCAUCGAGGCUGAGCUGCACCGCGCCGUGCAGCGCAACUUUGACUUCACCGUCGUCAUGAACCGCUACCGCAGCGACCUGUUCUCCUGCAUGGACUUCAUACAGGACCCGAAAAAGCUCAAGGAGAGCAUCAAGGCGCUCUACAGUAAACAUGUGACGUCCGAGAUCCGGCCGGAGAAGCUGCUGGUGGACGACUCCAGCUUGAAGGAGUUCAGCCGACAGCGUGACUACCUGGAGCGCACCGUGGCCGGACUCAAGCACAAGCUGACUAAGGACACGCACCUGCAGCGCGCCGACAAUAUCCGCGUCGUGCAGGAGAACGUGGCGCUGAUCGCCGAGAUCAACAACCUGCGGGCGGAGCUACACGCUCUGCGCAACAGCAUGGACGGCCUAGAGUCGGCGCUGGGGCUGCGCCGCUCCUCGGUCACGCCGGCCGAGGCGCAGGCCAAGCUGGACAAGGCCAUCGUUCGUCUGGACCAGCUGCAGGAGCAGCAGCUGCAGCAGCUGCAGGCCCGGGACCAGGUGAUCGACGCGCAGCGGCACGAGCUGCAGCUGCAGGCCUCGCAGAUCGUGCAGCUGCAGCACGAGCUGGGCAAGUGUCUGGCCUAA
Messenger RNA from Pollicipes pollicipes, 2925 nucleotides. RefSeq names its product cilia- and flagella-associated protein 57-like. Lineage: Eukaryota; Metazoa; Arthropoda; Thecostraca; Pollicipedomorpha; Pollicipedidae. Gene Ontology annotation, molecular function: protein binding. The record is from RefSeq and is a predicted model, not a curated record.